AUGGCUUCUAUCAAGAGGAAGAAGAAGAAGCCCGUCAGUAAUCCCGCUAGGGGAUUCGCUACGGUGAGCACACCUUCUAAAAGGGUUGAUGAAAUCCCUGCAAAAUUUGAAGACAAUCCUUCACUAUCUUCUGUUGAUGGUAAGCAUGCGUAUGCGGAGACAGAGAGCAAAAGUCAGGUGGCCUUGCACAAUGGAGAUUCAGACCUACAGCACAUGACGCCAGAAGAGCUAGAGCAGCAUCUGGAAGAAGCUGAGCUCCAGAACCUCCUCGAUGUUCACAGGCAGCGCUCCAGAAAAGACGUUAGCCGACAAAUAGCAAGGCUCGAAACAGAAAGACGCAGUUUACGUCAGACUGGAAUGCUCCUUGAAACCGAGAGCUGGCUGCACCACGUUGUAGAAGAAGUUCUUGAGUUGGCGAGGGCAUCGUCACGAGAUGUGAAACCUAUCCAGAAGCUAGAAGGACCCUACAACGAUACCGACCUAUGCCUCAAGUUAUGGGCUGCACAAGAGACAUUGCAAUCACUACAUUUCCAUAACCUGGAGGGCGUCUUACAGCAUUUGGUAGAGAUCGCACCUAUGAUUGCCAAACCUAGCUCGAACUCUCUUGUAUGGGGCUUGGACGAAGCACUGGAUUGGCUAGCAUUGCAUUCCGACACCGAAGACCUUCCCAGCUAUCAGCAGCGGAGUCCUAGGUAUAUUCCUACUGCUUCUCAAACCCGAAGUCCUGCUUCUGCCAAUAUAACCUGUGAAAAUAUUCAAAGUUCUGACCUUCCAGGCACCCGUUCAUGCAGCUACUCACCUUCCCUAAAUGACGCUGAUCUUGGUACCCCCUCGUCAACGCCUACAAUUCAUACGAAGGCUGAAGUCUCCGAUGACAGUCAGAUGACAGAGGUUUCUGACGACAGCGAUGACGACGAUCCUGAUCAACUGAUUGACCAGUAUAUUUCUGCAAAGCACGAGCUUCUGCAAAGGUCACAGAGCGGUAAGGGGCUCGGGCAGGAGCAACCAGCCAUUGACAAGCGGGCUAAGAAGCUAAACCGAAGAAUACAAAGGAUCGAACGUGACGUCCUUUUCGAUCGCGACGAGGCAAUGGCGCGAUGGAACGAGGUGAAGGGUGAUCUCGAAGCGGAAGCUGCAAGAUCAAAUUCCUUGGCCAUUCGUCAAAAACGGUUGAAUAAAAGAUCUAGCCUCGGGGACGAUGUUGGUACCAGCAGUGGGGUCGGGGGAGGCGUAUCUGCCGCAGACAACGAUGCCGAUGACGAAGAGCUAUUCGGCAGUAUGUUUUCCACAGAAGAAAACAACAGUCCCGACAGUGAAACGGUGGCCGCGGUGCCAAUCACCAUCAGAGACUUCGGCCCAUUGGGAGCUGGUGCAAAACCUAGGAAAGUUCUCGAAGACGUUUGUAAAGCAAGAGAUGCCAGCUCCACAAUCGCGGUACGCCAGAUCUCCGGUUCCUCGCAUUCAUAUCGGCACAGUGUUCGGGUUUCAUGGUCGAAGGACCAAGACGUGGCUGUCUCGCCCUUCUCCCUCCCAGCCCAGCUCUCGUACGACUUGCAGCCACGAUCUGUUUCUGCCUCCAUGGCCAAUGUUGCAGCCACAUCUCUGCAACAGUCCGAAGGCUUCCUCUGUACGGUAAUGCUGUUCGCAAUUUCGCAGUCGACAAAAGAUGAUAAAGUGUAUCUUCGCUUACCAAGCGUCUGGCGAGAUUUUUGGAAAGAGCUAUUGGAAGGAAGGCAGCAGGAGGCGGACAGAGCAGAUAGGCACGCACUGAAACGUAUUCAGGCACUGAUAAACAACGAGAAAUCGCGGCAUAAAGCUGAUGCCAAUGAGCCAGUCCAAGAGGAGACGCGCACCCAAGGCCCUUCAGGCAUUUCUAGGCCUCUCGAGAGCAAAAGAGUUGAAUACAGCCCAGACUUUUUGAAGGCUGUUUGGGAAGAAAAGGUCAGCACGGUGAGGUACCAGAAGAUGCUCCAAAUUCGUCAGCAAUUGCCAGUCUGGCAGCAUUGCCAGCAAAUCAUAGACACAAUAAGUGUCAAUCAAGUCACAAUCCUAUGUGCGGAAACAGGAGCCGGAAAGUCUACACAGGUCCCUUCUUUUAUUCUUGAAAGCCGUCUGAAAGCUGGCAACGAUUGUAAAGUACUUGUUACCCAGCCAAGAAGAAUUUCUGCAAUCUCACUUGCUCGACGAGUGUCGGAAGAACUGGGUGAACAUAAAUCUGAAAUAGGGACCCGACAAUCUCUCGUGGGCUUCGCGAUAAGAUUGGAGAGCAAAGUGUCCUCCACCACGCGUAUCACUUAUGUCACCACUGGUGUUCUUCUACGGAUGCUUGAAAGCUCGAAGAAUCUAGAAGAUGUUGACUUCCUCCUUCUGGACGAAGUCCAUGAGCGUACAAUGGACUUAGACCUCCUUUUCAUUGCUCUUCGCCGCUUAUGCCAGCGCCGUCAGAAUUUGAAAAUCGUGCUCAUGUCUGCUACUAUUGAUGCUACCCGGUUCUCAGAAUAUUUUGGCAACGCCCCUGUACUAAACAUUCCUGGAAGGACGUUUCCUGUUGACAUCAAAUAUCUAGAGGACGCAGUGGAGCUUACUCGCAAUCAGGAGGACAACGCGUCGAACCAUCAUGUUGUGGAAACUUACGAGGAGGAUGCGAUUGAGCGAAACGAAUCGGAACGUAUCAGAAGUCUUACAGUUGGCUUGGAAAGAUAUAGUGCACAAACGAGAAAAGUAUUGGCAGAGUACGAUGAGUAUAAGAUUGACUAUACCCUCAUAGCCAAUCUCGUCAUUGCCAUCUCGAGCGAUGUGGAGAUCAGCAGAAACAGUAUCUUGAUCUUUAUGCCCGGCCUUGCUGAAAUUAGGAGGCUUCAUCGGACAAUCACCUCGUUAUCAGCCUUCAGGAGUGGGUGGGUCAUCCAUCUGCUUCAUUCGUCCUUUUCAAAUGAUGAUCUCGAAAUGGCGUUUGAGCGGCCUCCAGUCAAGCAUAGAAAGAUUGUCAUUGCAACAAACAUCGCCGAGACUGGUAUCACAAUACCUGACGUCACGGCUGUGAUUGAUUCGUGCAGAGAGAAAGUCAUGCGCUUUGACGAACGUCGGCAGCUCUCGAAGCUUACAGAAGCAUUCAUCUCCCGCUCCUCAGCCCGUCAGAGGCGCGGACGCGCAGCUCGAGUACAAGAAGGACUCUGCUUCCACUUGGUCACGCGUUACCGCCACGACAAUCUCCUUUCCGAGCAUCACGUACCCGAAAUGUUAAGGUUGAGUUUACAGGACCCAAUUCUCCGUAUCAAGGUCUGGAAUCUGGGCGACAUCGAGCAGACAUUGAACGAAGCAUUCGACCCACCAACGAGUAGAAAUAUUACGAGGGCAAUCCAACUUUUGAAGGAUAUUAAGGCGCUCACGGACACAGAGUCGUUGACUUCAAUAGGCAGACAACUUGCCAAGCUCCCACUUGAUAUCUGGUUGGGCAAGCUCGUUUUGGAAGGACUGGUUUUUGCAUGCCUCGACGCCAUGGUAUUCAUAGCUGCUAUGCUUUCUUCAAAAUCGCCCUUCGUGGACAGUGAUCGCUCCAAUACUCAGGCAACAGCCGCCAGGCUAGCCUUCAGUAAGGGCAACUCGGAUCUAUUGUUGGUGUAUAAUGCCUACAGUGCCUGGCGACGAGCAUGCUUGACCGGGAACGCCCACGAAUUUUGCAGGAAAAACUUCCUGAACCAUUAUACCUUGUCGCAAAUCGAAGAUCAAAGGGUCCAACUGCUGGUUACUUUGAGCGAUACUGGUAUCCUUCUACUGGAUGAAACUGAGAAAGAGGCCUUGCGCAGAGCUCGUCUAGGUGGCGGAAGACGUGAGUUCUUUGCCAUACCACACAGGUACACCUCAAACAGCAGCAAUGAGUUUGCUGUCAACUCAGUGGUCGCCAUAGCCUUGUACCCGAAACUUCUUCUGCGUGAACGUCAGGGCUGGAGAAAUGUUGCGAACAAUCAACAGGUGAACAUUUCCCCAACAUCGAUCAAUUUCGGGCUUUCAUCCGCUUCCGCAACCUGGCUGUCCUUCUAUCAGACGAUGCAAACCAAAAGCAAGAACCCCACGGUCUUUGAGACGAGUUUCGUCCCUGAGGCUGCAAUAGUCAUCCUGCUAGGUGAGGCUGAAUUCAAAAUGUAUGCAGGGGUGAUUACGCUUGACAGUGGCAAAAUCCGCUUCAGUGUGCAGGACUGGAGGAUAAUGAUUGCUCUCAAGGUACUUCGGACCAAGAUUCACGAGUCGUUGUCACGCUCGUAUCGAAGUACUGGCUUGUCAUUAUCUACACUAGAUGCACAAUGGCUCAACGUCUGGCAGCAAAUCGUAACAUUCAAGAAUGCCCCAGAACGUUCUAUGCAGUAA
Molecule: messenger RNA, 4365 nt
Organism: Endocarpon pusillum Z07020
Lineage: Eukaryota; Fungi; Ascomycota; Eurotiomycetes; Verrucariales; Verrucariaceae
Exons: 2
Coding region: 1-4365 (1454 amino acids)
Cellular component (GO): intracellular anatomical structure
Molecular function (GO): RNA binding; ATP binding
Source: RefSeq, a predicted model, not a curated record